This is a messenger RNA of Drosophila arizonae, 855 nucleotides long. Its product is annotated as coiled-coil domain-containing protein 124. Gene Ontology annotation, biological process: transcription by RNA polymerase II. NCBI's taxonomy places the organism in Eukaryota, Metazoa, Arthropoda, Insecta, Diptera, Drosophilidae. Gene Ontology annotation, molecular function: transcription coactivator activity. The record is from RefSeq and is a predicted model, not a curated record. Gene Ontology annotation, cellular component: nucleus.
CAUUUGAUUCGAGAAUACGCAGUUUUCUGCGAUAAUACUAUUAUUUUGCAUCAAUAAUAUACAUACAAGAUGCCAAAGAAAAUGGGAAUGAAUUCAAAAGCCGUAGAGGCGCGUGAGCGUAAGGAUGCUACCAAGAAAGCUGCCAACGAACGCAAGGCCAAGGAAGCAGAAGAUCGUCUGUGGCAAGACGAUGACAAAAAUCUGGCUAAAAAGCAACAACGACGUGAAGAAGAAGAGAGGAAACGGGCUGAAGCUGCACGUCGUAAAGCAGAAUCAAAGGCCCUGUUGGAUCAGGAGCUUAGCUCAAUUAAAACGCACGGUAAACAGCCAUUGGCAAAAAUAAAUCGUCAACAAAUAUUAAGCGAGAUGGAGAAAAAACAACGUGUAAUGGAUGCAAUCAAUGAAGCUAACAAACCUGCAGCGGCUCGCGUGGUAGUUCAACAUCACAUUAUUGAGGAGAAUUUAAACAGAUCUCUGGCUGAUACCGACAUAGCCACAAAUGUUGACGAGGCAUUGGCAGUGCUAAGUGUCAAAGACGAGGAAGACAAACAUCCAGAGAAGCGAAUGCGAGCAGCUUAUAAGACAUUCGAAGCCGCUAAUAUGCCUCGCAUCAAAGCUGAUAACCCCUCAUUGCGUAUGUCUCAAUGGAAGCAAAUUUUGAUGAAGGAGUGGAACAAAUCGCCGGACAAUCCUUUCAAUCAGGCUUCUUAAAAUCGCGCAGCCCGUUUCUUAAUUUAUGAAUUUACCGCACUACGUUGUUCAAUUGUCGAAUUGCCAAGCAGAAAGAUCCCAUCAAUUGAAGUAAUCAAAUGAAAGCUGUAAAAUUAUUAUUUAGUUUGUGAUUAUAAUUUUAGA